Cebus imitator (Panamanian white-faced capuchin) is the source of this 1448-nucleotide messenger RNA. It is a transcript of the gene LMNTD1, whose product is annotated as lamin tail domain containing 1. Bases 98 to 1333 code for a protein of 411 amino acids. Gene Ontology annotation, cellular component: cytoplasm; nuclear envelope. The record is from RefSeq and is a predicted model, not a curated record. NCBI's taxonomy places the organism in Eukaryota, Metazoa, Chordata, Mammalia, Primates, Cebidae. The transcript is spliced from 10 exons.
GGAAACUACAUGCAACAGCCAGUGAGAGCAGGAGGCAUCAGCGUUUCCAGAAUCCAGACCCACCAUAGAAAGAAAAGAGACUUCUCUUCUAGCCAAGAUGAAAGAUACACAAGACAUUCAGGAAGCUCCAGAGGCAAUGCAGAAUAAAGUCGACAAGCAGGAAGAUAAGAUGGAGAAACAAGAGCAAAGAGAAGACAAACUUGGAGAUCCCCCAGUACAUUCUUCAGUACAUUUUCAAAAACGAAAGAUAACGGGUUCAGUUGCCACAACACUGUCAUUGUCAUCUUUAUUAUCCAGUGGAAUAACUCUUGGCUACAAUCUGUCUAGUCCUCGGAUUAGUGGAAUAACUAUAUCAACAACUGGACAAUUGGCUUCUAAAGCUACUGGAGGUAAUGGUUCCCAAGAGGAAGACAGCUUGGAUGCCUUCAUUGUUCCAAAGAAACAUGAUGAAUCAUCCAUAAUUGGGGAUGGAGAAGAUUAUUUUCUUUCUUUGUUUGGUGAUUCAAAAAAACGUAUAGCACACUCAAGCUACACUGAGAAAACUUUCAAAUACUUUUCUAUGAUUCUUGAAGAAGUUGGCCAAUUUACCUCCAGUUCUCUUGGAGAUGUUAAAAUAGCUGAAGUGAAUGUCAAGGGUUUGUUCAUAAAGCUCGUUAACUCUUCCCUUGACAAAGAAAUGGCAAUUGGAGAUCAUAUUCUCCGGCAAAAUGUGAAUGGACAAACAAUUUCUUUGUACCAAUUCCUUCCAAAUAUCAUAAUGCAGGCCAAUUCCACAGUAACCGUAUGGGCAGCAGCAUCUGAAGCAAAGCAUCAACCUCCAUCAGAUUUUCUUUGGAAAGAACAAGACAAGUUUAGAGCAAGUCCUGAUUGUAUAACAAUCCUGUGUGAACCGAAUGGCCAAGCUGUUGCCUGGUACACUCCUAUCCACUGGAAGCAAGCAUGGGAGAAAUUAGAGACUGACAUUGAAUAUAACAGAUGUUCAGUAGUAUCUUCAACAUUCCAAAGGCACAAGUUUCAGUGGACAGCAUCUACAACUACAAUAACUAAAGAAAAAGAAGAUCAACCUAAGAACGACAUUUCAAAUUAUCAGGUGGAACAAGCUGAAGUUUUUCUUAAGAGAGAGAAGGAAAUCCCACCAACCGUUUUCCCCAAUCGCAGCCCUUGGUGCCAGAAUCCCUAUGUCUCUGCACAUCCUUACUGUCCUCUGAUUGAACCACACAAUACAUGCAUCACUGGAGGCAGCUUGGGUAGACAGCCCAGGUCUCGGUCAACCAGACCUAAUCGAGCCCCAGGAACUAAGAAAAAGAAGACACCUGAGUCACAAAAGCAAUAGGCAGUCAACUCAACCUUUAAAGGACAAUAACAUCCAAGUCUAGAGAAAGUGAAGAUGCCUAGCAUGUUGCAACCAAACUUCAUCACAUAGGAGAGGAACCCAGAAGCAAGCAAGC